Molecule: messenger RNA, 2590 nt
Organism: Piliocolobus tephrosceles (Ugandan red Colobus)
Lineage: Eukaryota; Metazoa; Chordata; Mammalia; Primates; Cercopithecidae
Product: SH3 domain and tetratricopeptide repeat-containing protein 1-like
Exons: 5
Coding region: 1-468 (155 amino acids)
Source: RefSeq, a predicted model, not a curated record
AUGAGCAUCUGCACCAAGCUGUGCCCAUGUCAUGGUAUGCUCGGCGUCUGCCCUUGCACAGGCCAGCUGCGGGCCGUCCAGUGGCUGUGCUACUUCUACAGCGUCGUCAUGCCCAGCGAGGCCCAGUGCGUCAUCUACCAUGAGCUCCAGCUCUCUCUGGCCCUCAAGGUGGCCGACAAGGGCCUACAGAUCCACUCUGGACUACAACAAAGAAGUCUGGGGAUUUUCAUUGACCUCCAGAAGAAAGAGGAGGUGCGUGCCUGCCUGCAAGCAGAGAAGAUCUAUUACAUCCUGCGGCAGAGCGAGCUGGUGGACCUGUACAUCCAGGUGGCACAGAAUGUGGUCCUGUACACAGGCGACCCCAACCUGGGGCUGGAGCUGUUUGAGGCAGCUGGACACAUCUUCAAUGGGGCCUGGGAGCGGGAGAAAGCCAUGUCCUUCUACCGGGUGAGCUGGCCUGUGGGCUGAUGUAGGUGGGCCUCAGGGGGGCACCAGGAGGGCAGAGGCCUCCCACCUGGAGGCAUGGCCACCCAUGCACAUGCUUAGUUUCCUAGUGGUCUCACCGGGAAUGAUAUUGACCGUGCCGCUGCCUGGGAGAAACGCUCGGGUCUGGAUAUGACAGUGGCUCUACCCUUGCAUCUGAUGAUCUCAACCAACCAUGAGUGGAAAGUCCUGUCAUCUGGAUGAGGAGGACACUGAGGCUCAGAGAGGCACAGGGACAUGUCGAAGGACACACAGCACGUCAGUGGGAGGCCCAGGGCCAGCGCCCAAGUCUGCCUGCACCCCGAAGCGGGAACGGCUUCUCCCUUCCUCUGAGCUCACGGUGUGGCUCAGCCCUGGGCACAGAUAAAUGUGUUUUUAGAGCAGAGAGGAGUGCUGGCUCCCCCCAGUCAGACCCCCAGUGCACAGGUGGGAGAGGCUGGUCUGAGGCUGCCAGGUGUAGCUGGAUGGGCCUCAGAUGACUCGUCAGCCCCCAACUUGGGUGUCUGAACCGUGCGUUAUCCCAGAGCACAGAGCUCUGUGGAGGUGCAGGGGUCACUGGGGCGUGGGAAGCUCCAAGCACAUGUCUGAGCUCUGAGGAGGGCGCUGGGCCAGGUGGGUGCUGCCGGAAGCCUGACCCCACCUGCCUGUGUGGUAGGACCGGGCCCUGCCUCUGGCAGUGACUACGGGCAACUGCAAGGCGGAGCCGCAGCUGCAGCUGUGCAACAAGUUGGUGGCCACGCUGGAGGAGCCCCAAGAGGGCUUGGAGGUUGCCCACAUGGCCCUAGCACUCAGCAUCACUCUGGGUAAGUCCCCUGAGCGCCCACCCUGCCAAGACCCACACUUUGCCAGAGCCGAGCCCCCAGGUCUGCAGGGCAGGAGCUGAAACAGCUGCUGGAUUUGCCCGGUCUCCUGUCCAGGCAAGCAGAUCUGCCCAGCUGGCUUCCCUGUCUGGCCGUGGGGCACAGCCCGAGGUCUCUCACGUAGUGCAGAGUUCCCUGCCUGGCUGAGCUCUGCUUCCUCUGUCUCUUCCCGCUGCUGACCACAAGGGCCGCCCAGUGUGCCCUCUGCCUUCCAGACAUGCCAGGCAUCUCGGUCCCUGGAGGUGCCAGACUGAGUGGCACAUUCCCUUUGUCUUGUGCCCCUCCCACCCUCAUCAACCACACAACUCUCUGGCUGAUGAAAUCCCAGUUCCCCUUCCAGCAGCCUGCCCCUUAAGGCCAGGCAUCCCCCGUGCUGUUCCAGGGUCGUCUGUCCUCCUCCAGAGACAGGGAACCCUGGGCGGGCCGCAUGCCCCAACGCCUUGUGCCUUGGGGCCCAGUACACAGUAGGUGUGCAGCUGUGUGGGAAUGCAUUGAAUGCAGGCUCCAUGGCACUCGCCCUGAAAAGGGGAGGACAUCAGAGACAGCCUAGGUGGGUUUGUGUAUCUGUGGGGGGACCUGGAGCUCAGGCAUGUGGUGACUCCCCAAGGUAAGGGGCUCUGAUCCUGACACACCCAGGAGUCGUUGGAUGUCACGUCUGUGGGCUGCAUGGAGCCGGGGUGCCCGGGAGCACCUGGACUGCAUGGGUUUUGGGCUCCCCUGGUUAAAACCAGUGAACAAAGGCAGGUGGCUAUGUGUAGGCACAGAGCUGGGCCAUCCAAGCCCGACUUUGCCACAGCCUCACAGUAGACAGGGGCAAGCCUUAUUAGUUCUGCUUUGCAGAUGGGGAAGUGAGUCUGGGAACCCAGAAGGGACUGGCCAGAGCUGCCCAAGUGACCACAGGUGCCUGGAGGCAAGCCAGGUGCUGCCCAGGGUCUGCAUGCCUGCACCCCAGGGGACUGGCUGAAUGAACACGUGGCCUACCACUGGCUGGCCGCCCUGAACCACCUGCUGGGCCAUGGCAAGCUGGCGGAGCACUUCUACCUCAAGGCCCUGUAGCUCUGCAUCUCGCUGCUGGAGUUCGACGAGGAGACCCUCUACUACAUGAAGGUGUACCUGGUGCUCGGUGACAUCUUCUACGACCUAAAGGAACGGUUUGAUGCAGCCAGGUACUAUCAGCUGGUACUGGCAGCCACCGUGGACCUGGGCAACAAGAAAGGCACAGCUGAAGACCUACACGCGUGGCCGGC